GGAGAGCAUCAUAUUGAAUAUCUUUACCUACCAACUUGUGCUUUAACUAGAGAUUUUGAUCUUUGAGAGAUCUUUGUUUGUAAUCCUCUUCUUGUGCUAUUAGUGAGUGAUCUUGGGGGUGUGUUGAUUCCUUCAAGAGUGAUCUAUAGAGAGGAUCUUUGGGGUUUAAGUGUGAAGGGGUGAGAUUUGAGAGAAACACCCUUCUUUUUGUAAAGGAUUGAGUGCCUCCUUUAAGCCACCAUUGUUUUUGUUAGUGGAGAGUGUGGAGGAAUCCUUGGUUUAUCUACCACUGAGCCUCCUUUUUUUGAUGGUACUAAUUAUAAUUAUCGGAAGAAUAGGAUGAAGGUCUUCAUGCUUGCAAAUGUGCCCAAGGCAUGGAUUGUGACUAUGAAAGGUCCAUAUGUGCCUAUGAAAGUAGUUGGGGAAAGUGAGUUGCCAAAGGAAGAAGUUGAAUGGAAUGAUGAAGACUUGGUGAAGAUCAUGAUCAACAACAAAGCAAUCAAUAUGCUUCAAUGUGCUCUCAAUCCAACGGAAUUCCAUAGAGUAUCCGGAUGUGAUAUGGCCAAGGAGAUGUGGGACAUGUUAGAGGUAACACAUGAAGGAACAAGCCAAGUGAAGGAGUCAAAAAUCAAUAGACUCAUUUACAUGUAUGAGCUUUUCAAGAUGAAACUGGAAGAGAGCAUUCAAGAUAUGCAUACAAGAUUGAAUGAUAUAGUCACCAAUCUCAAGGCUCUUGUGCAAAAGGACACUUUGCCUAUGUAUGUCCUUUGAAGAGAUUAAUAGCUCAAGAUCUGAAGAAGUUUGGAGAGCAUUAUAUUGAAUAUCUUUACCUACCAACUUGUGCUUUAACUAGAGAUUUUGAUCUUUGAGAGAUCUUUGUUUGUAAUCCUCUUCUUGUGCUAUUAGUGAGUGAUCUUGGGGGUGUGUUGAUUCCUUCAAGAGUGAUAUGUAGAGAGGAUCUUUGGGGUUUAAGUGUAAAGGGGUGAGAUUUGAGAGAAACACCCUUCUUCUUGUAAAGGAUUGAGUGGCUCCUUUAAGCAACCAUUGUUUUUGUUAG
This is a messenger RNA of Rubroshorea leprosula, 1057 nucleotides long. The record is from the annotation of a GenBank genome assembly. Lineage: Eukaryota; Viridiplantae; Streptophyta; Magnoliopsida; Malvales; Dipterocarpaceae.